Messenger RNA from Nicotiana attenuata, 606 nucleotides. RefSeq lists its product as uncharacterized. NCBI's taxonomy places the organism in Eukaryota, Viridiplantae, Streptophyta, Magnoliopsida, Solanales, Solanaceae. The record is from RefSeq and is a predicted model, not a curated record. The coding region runs from base 1 to 606 and encodes 201 amino acids. The transcript has a single exon.
AUGAUUGUUGUUGCUCAGCAUAGGAAUCAGUACUAUGGGAGAAGCAGAGUACAACAUGGCCCUGCUCGAUAUGGGUCAUUUGGUUCACCUCCUUCUGGUAGGUGCAGGGAGGAAAAUUACCGGGCUUUCGAGUCUAAACAUGUCAUUAAACGGGGCAUUUUGGAUUCCUUGUCUCCCAAAAUACGUUCACCUUUGACAUCACUGCCAGUUAAUACUGUGAAGUGUCACUCUGAAAAUCAAACGAAAUCAAGAAAACCAGCCACAAGUAGCAUGAUUGCGAUACCAAUUAAAAUCAAAGUGGAUGUUGGUUCUACCAAGAAGGAUUCUUUGAAUGACAAUUUUUCUGAACUGUGGGCGGGGCCAGCUUAUUCAAAUUCUCCUCCCCCUAGUUCAUUGCCGAUGCCCAAAUUUUCUCUCAGGCCUAAAAGGACUGUCUCUCUUGAAUUGCCUGCUUCAGCGUCUGAUAUUGAUUUGCGUCCCAUUGCCAAGUCUGCUCCUGCAUCCCCAACCAGGGAGCACAGCCCUUCUCCAGGAAUCGUACUUGUCAGUACUGACUCUGCCACACAGACUCUUCGUCGUAUCCUCAAUCUCGAAAUUACAGAUUGA